Messenger RNA from Triticum aestivum (bread wheat), 4003 nucleotides. Its product is annotated as probable L-type lectin-domain containing receptor kinase S.5. Gene Ontology annotation, molecular function: ATP binding; protein kinase activity. The transcript is spliced from 3 exons. Lineage: Eukaryota; Viridiplantae; Streptophyta; Magnoliopsida; Poales; Poaceae. Gene Ontology annotation, biological process: protein phosphorylation. The record is from RefSeq and is a predicted model, not a curated record. Bases 699 to 2750 code for a protein of 683 amino acids.
GCUGGAGAUGCUCUGAAGAUCCGGAAUGCCAUUGUUGACGCCCGCCGGGUGCGGCCAUCCCGAGUCCUGCUGAGCUUGGGGAGCGCCGGCGAGAAGGAGACUCGCUCGGUGCCGACCUCCCACGUGAAAGACUUUGGCGCUUCGUGCCCUGCGCACCUCCCACGUGAAAGACUCGGAGCUUUGCUACACGUACAGGGUGUUACAGGGAUGAGGGGUUUACAGGGUGUUGUGGCGGUUUUUAAUUGGUCAUUAGUAGAGGCACGGGUCCACCCCCAGUGAAAUCAGGAGGGUGUGUUUAGAAAGUUUGAAAGGAGGCCGUAGAAACCUGUAAAAGCCUGUACGUCUAGCAUUUUUGCAAAUAGGCAGUAGUACUACUCGAUGCAAUAGUUAUUUUCUAAUCUAAGGGUCAUGUGGGAGACUCGACCGAGGACCAAGCACGACGACCACGAGUCCACGACCAAUGAAUCUGGCCGGGUUUUCUCUUUUCCCCACGGAAGAGCAAGUGCGCCGCUGGUAGAUAAAGGGAGGAGGAAACCACGGGGAAAGAGACUGCUGCUUGGCCGCACAUGCAUGUAGGAUGAUUAAAAGCUUUGGACGUAACGAAACCGUCUGUAUAAAUUAUCCUCCCUGCAAGCAAAGCUUGUGCGUACUACUACUAGCCACAGAUUCAGCCAACUUUCCAUUUCCCCACCCCAAGAAUGCUCUCCGGCGUGUUUCUCAUAGCAGCGCUGCUGCUGCUCUUCUGCCCCACACCGACAGCCGGCGAUGGUGGGUUUUCAAUGUCCUCUCUCGGCUUCAACAGCUCCCAACUGAUGGUUUUCACCAGAAAUAUGCAAAGGUCAGCCCAUGAGCUGUUCCUCGACAAAAGUCUCUCUGCGUUGAACAACUCAAUGGGGCUCAUCGUCUUACCGGUGAUGUUCUCCUUCUCCCUAGAAUCCACUUCCGUCUACGCAAACUUCACCAUGCAAGGCUCUUCCCCUGCCUCCUUCACCGUAGUAUUCGCCAUGCUUCCGGCAGAUGUCCUUAGGAACGUCGGCACGAGGUACAUCAUCAACGGCGUUGACCAAACUAACAACAAUGAGAAGACGAUCGGCAGCAACGAGUUUGCUGCCGUCGAGAUUGGCACGCUGAGGUCGAGCUUGAGCUUCCCAGGCCAGCCGGGUGUUGGCCUCAAUGUCACCGUCACGCCCAUCAAGAUCCAGAGCCUCGCCGUGAGGGUCGACUACUUCUACUCCAAAUCCAGGGCGGCGGUGUACGUUGGCCCCGUCGGCUCCGAACAAGGGCCCGACUUGGUUGCCAGUGGGCCGGUCAAUAUAAAGAAGAUGGAAGAAGUCGAUUUCGCCUUCAUCGGCUUCUUCAGCGACCGUGUGAGCAACAUCUUGAGCAAUAUCAAACCUUGGGGGCUGAGUGUGCAAAGUGUUCGUCCGAAGCACAAAGGGCCGUCAUGGCUGGUCAUACUGCUCUCGGUUGUCGGAUCAGCGGCUGCCACGGCCAUUACUGCUGCUGCUUUCGCGGUCUACUACAGGUCCAAGUACAGGAGGUGGAACAAGGACCUGCAGCGGCUGGCCAGGUCCAUGCAGCACCUCCCGGGGAUGCCAAGGCACGUCGACUUCGCCGACAUCAAGAAGGCCACCAAAAACUUCCAUAGCAGCAUGCAGCUGGGAGCAGGCGGAUUCGGGGCCGUCUACAGAUGCAAGCUUCCGGCGGCGCCCGAAGUUGGGGGGCCGGAGGUGGAGGCGGCCGUCAAGAAGUUCACCCGCAACCACAACGGGUGCUACGAUGACUUCAUGGAGGAGGUCAGCGUCGUCAACCGUUUGCGCCACCGGAACAUCGCUCCUCUUGUCGGCUGGUCUUACCACUCAGGCGUGCCCCUCCUCAUAUUCGAGCUCAUGCCAAACGGCAGCUUGGACCAACAUCUGUUCCAUCCAACAAGGGCACGCUUCCUCCAGUGGGAGACGAGAUAUGACAUCGUCAAGGACAUAGCCACCGGCCUGCACUACGUCCACCACGAGUACGAGCCAGCGGUGCUCCACCGCGACAUCAAGGCGAGCAAUGUCCUGCUCGACUCCGCGUUCCGCGCCCGCCUGGGCGACUUCGGCAUUGCCCGCGCGGUGGGCCUCGACCGGAACUCGGUCACCGGCUUCGCCGGGACACGGGGUUACAUAGCGCCGGACUACGCGUGCAGCUACAAGGCCACGAGGGAGACGGACGUCUACGCGUUCGGGGUGGUCGUCCUCGAGAUCGUCACCGGCAAGCCGGCGCUCCAUAGGGACGUCCCGUCUGACAACAUCAUGUCCGACUGGGUCUGGCAGCUUCACCGGGAGGGGGAACUGAUCAACGCCGUGGACGGUGUGCUCGCGGCUGCCGGGUUCGACGCCGACGACGCCAGGCGGCUGCUGCUGCUUGGCUUGGCGUGCACCAACCCAAACCCGGCCGACCGGCCGAGCAUGGCGACAGUGGUGAGGGUGGUCACCAAGCUGGCGCCGUCGCCGGACGUCCCUCUGGAGAGGCCGACGUUCGUCUGGCCGCCUCAGGGGCUGUGCACAUCAACGCCGGGAUCAACCUGUGGAACAGGAACAAGUAUUUUUCGUACGGUGGGCUCAUCCGCCAUGGUGGAGCUCGAGCAGCUGAGUGAAGAGCUGCCUAUUGUUGUAUUCCAGGCAUCAGCUGGCACAACAAGUGGGCAGGCAAGGACAUCGAUCGAAACAGCACCAGCUCAGCCAUCUCGUGGCACCACCAGGUCUUCCUGAGCUGCCAGAACAAUUUCAUUUUCUUUCGUAUAGAAAACAGACAGAGAAAAAAGGGAGAGAUUUUCGCUUCCCUGCCUCCGCACCAACUAGGAAUGUAUAGUCAUUUUAGUAUGAGUAAAAUAUAAACAAGGUCCUCAAUUUUUUUUAAAUAAGUAUCAAGAUAUUUCUUUUGGGUUUUAUCAGUUUUGUCAUCGGUUGUACUACACUACUCAGUUCUGCCACUAAAUUUUUUCACUGCUCAGAAAUGUCACUGUUCCGUUAGGCGCGUGCUCAAAAAAGCCAUUUUUUCACCGUUAUUGAGCAGUGAAAAAAAUUAGUGGCAGAACUGAGUAGUGCAGUAGAACCGAUGGCAAAACUGAUAAAAACCCUUUUUUUAAUGAGUGGUCCCACCACACACCAAGCUUGACCCUUAAUAAAUAGAGGAAAACCCAUGUGCAUCACCUAUCAAUUCUAGGAAUUGAACUCGGGUUGUUAGGCUGCACAACUACAUGCCUAACCACUGAGCCAAAGCUCUCUCUGCACGGCAUUAUCCGGAGAUCGACGACCAAACAGAAACUGCCCCAGUGUCGUCCGCUCGGGCGACACUGGAGGGCGAAUCCUAGCCAAUCAAUGGCCUUCUCUCCGUCGAUCUCUCCCUCGCCGCUGCUGGUGGCCCGCAUGGGCAAAGCCACUGCGGCGGUAGGCGGCGACGAGGCCUCCUCUCGCGCCCUCCUUGGUUGGUGGGAGGCUCCGUUGCACCCUGGCCGCUAGAUCUGUUCGUCUUCGGGGCGGCGGCGGCUCCUUAAGGAGUUCGUCGGGCGGGAUCGGCUGCUCGCCGGGCGCGUGGUAGUGAGGCGAGGUGGAGGAAGCGACGGACGUGGUGCUGGAGGCCAGAGGAAGAGGCGCGGCCAAGCCCUGCGGCGCCGGUGCUGAAACCGGUGUGUCUUGCGGCACUCGCGCCUGAACUGUUCAACCUUGGGCUCGUCUGGGCCGGAGGUUGACCCACUCCUUUCGAUCGCCGGGAGUCGGCCGACGGUGUGUGGACUGCUGGAUCGACCAAAAUAAUGGUGGUUUUGGCCCUGUUAUUCUUCUAACGCCAACUCGUCGAUCGACCAAAUCUGCCUCCUCGAUUGGACCGCCGUCGAGUUCCGUUCUUCCUCUCAGAGAUAUUCGUAGUUUGUCACAAGAUGCUACGGAUAUCUAGAGCGGAAUCGAUGCGGUCAUGCACACCCUUUUUGGGUGAGGCGCGAAGGUUCGUCUUUUCGUCGUCAUCA